AUGGAUUCUCAUCACAAUCAGGUAACUGGCCCUAUACGAACAGAAAAUGGCAAUGAAACGAAAGACCCUAACCACCCUGCUCCGCUGAGAGUUCCUCCCCCACAUUUACUCAAUCCAUUACUAGAUUCAAUAUUCAAUAAUCAAACUCCAUACAAGUCUCCAAUUAAAGGCAUAAUAGACACACUAUCCAAAAGUCACAAUGACUACACGAUCCUAGUGCCGACUACCCAAGUACUUCAGUCUUGCUAUGAACCAGCUGCAGAGUCAAGUUCCACCAAGACUAGACUAAGAGAAUUGUGUUACCACAACGAAGAUUUUAUUAAAUCUCACAUAAUACGAACAAGUCAGCCAAUUUCAUCGAAAAUGUCCAAUCCUUCUUCCAAAAUACUGCUGAUCAUAUACAAUACAAUAAAUGGCAAGCAAAUACUUGCCAAAAAUGGCGUAUUGUUUCCUGGGAAGGGUUUUGGUAAGUCUUUGACGAUAAAGAUCCUCAAGAUCGACUACUUUUAUUCUGUAGCCAAUUACUUUCCCCAGGGUUCUAAGUUUAUGAUCAUUUAUAUUGAAGACUCAAUUAUGGGCAGUUACUUACCCACGCCAAAUGCCAGUGGUGGGUUUCUAGAAGUUGCACCUUUUACUAAGAUUAUAUUUCCGAACUCUGAUUUGCCUCCAUCAAGCAAAAAUGAAUUCAAGUCGAAAACCCUGAUAAUGACACUGAGAUCUACCCUGAAGACCAAUAUUGACUCAAUUACAUUUGAAAAGCUCCUCCGCUCCUUCCCAUUAUUGUCGAAAAGUGUUUCUGAUAAAUUCUAUAGGCUUUUCCAUCACAAUAACUACGAAUUCCAGAUAUUGAGACCGAACCGAGUCAAAGAUCUAGAGAGCAUAGACCAAGAGUUCCAUGAAAUUUUGGAAAAAGCAUUUCAAAUUGUACAAAGUAGUGUUGAUGUUGCAGAGUCUCCAAACGGAGAAGCCACAUUUGAGCUCAUGAAUAGUAUCUUAAAGUCGUACCCUGGGCUUGAUCUCAAUAAAUUAAUCCAUGAGUAUGUAGAGUUGAAUUUAUAUGAUAAGGUUUGGUCGCAACUCUUAUACCAAUUCAGCAAUUCUACGCAGUCUUUGGAUAGAUUAUCAUAUCUUUCUUUGAAUCAGCUAGAUAUAUCUAUUGCGAAGCCCUGGCAAUUGAAUGAAUUGAGUAAGAGAAUAUACUUGUCAAUUGAAGAGUUUCGAAAAUUAAAUGAUUCUUCCAUUGUUAAUCUGCAAAGUAAAACAAAGAUAUUGGUGAAAACUAUAGAACUUUUGACUACAUCUACUAUUAAAAAUUCUUCUGACAACUUGUUGAUUGAUGCUGACACUUUAAUUGGGUUAUUUAUGAUGGUAAUAAUUUAUUCGAACGUCGAAUACCUUGAAGCACACCUUUACUACAUUAAAAACUUCAAUUCGACAUCUAUAUCUAAUGACGGCUAUUUGAAUUAUAUUCUAAGUAAUUUUGAUGCCGUUCUACUACAUUUCUCUUCUGAAAAGGAUGAGAAGCACUUGAGGCAACUGUCUCAGGAAAAUCAUGAAUUUUUGAAUUACAUUGAAAAUGGAGAAGUAGACAAAAUAAGAGAAAUAUUCGACAAGAUCUCCGAAGAUGAGUUACAUUCGAAUCAUUUUUUGAGAAGUAAAAAUAUUGUUGGGGAAAGUUUUUUAAUGAGGGCAAUCAAAUGUAGAAAUUUCGAGGUUUAUAAGUUGUUGAUGGAAUAUAAUCCUAACUGGUUCUCAAUUGAUGACAUAUUAUUUGAUAAGAAUACGCAAAAUGAUCAAACCUUAUUAAUGUGUUCCAUAAUAGAAGAAUGUGAAGAAAUCACUAACCAUUUAAUAGAAGUCAUCCAAGAAAAUUGCACCAUAAGUGAGCAAAUUGCAUAUUUUAAUUGCCAAGAUUCUAUAAAGAGAACAGUGGGCCAUUACCUCCAUCAUAAUAUUGAACUAAUUGAUUUAUUGGGACCAUUUCUUGAUUGGGAAUUGAAAGAUUUGCAAUCGCAAACCCCAUUGUUCUGUCUUUGCAGGUGUUAUGAUCACCCAAAAUAUGAGGAAUUGAUUAUUAAGUCAUUUAAUCAAGUUCAUGUAACCUCGCUGUCUUUCAAUUCAGAUGUGCAUAACGAUAAAAAUGGUAAUACUUUACUACAUGUCAUACAAAGGAAUCUAUCCGAUUCAAAAUUAUUGUCUGCGCCUGCUAUUAAUAUCAAUGAAUUUAACAAUAAGGCCAAUACUCCACUUGUACUGUAUGUCAAAUUCAAUAGAAUUGAUAAUCUUCGAGAGAUUUUGGAAGAUGACCGGUUGGACUUUAAGAAGGAAGAUCAAAAUCAAUAUCUCAACGCAUUGGAUCAUGCCAUUAGUAAUUUUAGUUCUAGUAAUACUAAUAAUAACGAGGAAAGUAUAGAGGUUGAAAAUAUGUUGACUGAGUACCAUUUCAAGAAUUCGAUUGAACCUUACGUUGAGCAUAAAAUUUUGGCCUUCAAUGCCAAAUUUGAUCAAAAUAAGAAGGACUGGGUUGUUAACUUCAAAAUCGAAGAAAAUGAGAAAUUUGAGGGUAAGGAUUUUGAAACUGAUCCUGGCGUUAGAUGGAGAUCAUCAGUGGAGUCAGUUGAAGAAAUAUCACAAAACAUUUAUUUGAUGAAACUCCAAUUUCCAACUUCCAUGCUACCACUGAAAGAUUUGUUUUUCCAAAAUUUUCCUCCCUUAAGCACUACAGCUGUAUAUCCUUCAUUUAACAAAUUCAAAAUUAACCGAUUCAUUGAGGAUAUUAAUAUCUUUCUACUUUCAUUAAAUUAUCAUCCAAAAUACCGUGAAUCAUCAAGCAUCUGGGAAAGAUAUCAAAAUCCUGCCUUUGCACGUAAGAAACUGACCUUGGAAUUAAUCAAAGAGAUUAAGCACAGUACAGAAAUCAAUAGGGCCCAACUUGGAGACGUUAAACUAGACACUUCCAAAAUACAAGAAAUUGAAUUUUUUUUGAAUUUUUCAAUGAAUGACUUGUUAACAUUCAAGUCCGUUUCAUUGAAAUUUAACAAAGUGUUGAGUUUAUUGGAUUGGAAGGUAAACGAUUUAAGAUUUGUGUUAGAUGGAUUCCUCGAGAAUUGGAUUUUGGGUGUGGGUGCAAAUUCCAGUCACAGGAAACUACUGCACCAUGUAUACAGUAGCAAUAAUAAUCGGAACCCACUAUCUUCACAAUUGCAUGAACCUACAGGAUAUGGAGAUCUUCUACGUUACACCACUCUUUUGUUGCUUUACGUUACAGAGCUAACACAGAAUGUAACCAAAACGCUAGAUCGUAUUGACAAUUGGAAACUGUUACAUUCUAGUAUAAUUGAAAUUAAUGGUGAAAUCAGAAAAUACGAGAAUACGCAGGUGACCAAUACUAUUGCAACAAACGAAGGUGUAAGCAACGAAGAAUACCAUCAACUACACCAACAAAACUCUGAUACAUUAUCAUCGUUUUUCAAUUUUUCAAGUAUAAUUGAAAGUAAGCAAACCAAAUAUAAGAAGCUAUUAUAUUCAAAGGCAGAGAUGAUUAAAAAGAUAUUGGCCUUGAACAUAGACUUGAAGCUAGAGCACGAGGCUUUGGCUGCGGAAAUUAGUUCGUUCUUGAAAUUUAAAGCGGAAUAUUUAAUUUUCAGUUUCAAAUUCUUCGCAAGGACAAGUGCAAAGCUAACCAAAGAGAGAAAGAGAGAAUUAGAAUGGUACAAGAAAAAUAUAUCAAACUAA
Messenger RNA from Dujonia railenensis, 3735 nucleotides. NCBI's taxonomy places the organism in Eukaryota, Fungi, Ascomycota, Pichiomycetes, Serinales, Debaryomycetaceae. The record is from the annotation of a GenBank genome assembly.